This is a messenger RNA of Salvia hispanica, 2385 nucleotides long. RefSeq lists its product as uncharacterized. The record is from RefSeq and is a predicted model, not a curated record. NCBI's taxonomy places the organism in Eukaryota, Viridiplantae, Streptophyta, Magnoliopsida, Lamiales, Lamiaceae.
AAUAAGUGUGUGAGUAGUUGAUUUCAAUUUCGAUUACUGAUAAUGUUCGUUAAAUUCUGGGUGGACAUUGUCGAACUCAGAAUCUCAGAUCUUCAAAAUUAUUUCUGUGGAAUUACAAGCUGAAGGUAAUCGUUUGCAAUUUUAUGUUGUAGCCCUUUUUCCUCUUGGAAAUCGUUUCCCCUUCUCGGAUAACCCUUCAUUUUCCCUGCCCCGUUUGUUUUGCCCUAUUCUUUAUGCUCAUCUGGGAGUCACAGAUUCGAUCCAAUUGAUCAAAUCCAUCAGUACCUUUUUGGAAUUUGAGUGCAGAGAUUGGAUGUGCUCUUUGUAAAAAUUAGUGUUGCGGUGAUUAUGUAGGGGUUCCUUGCUGUGGAACUUCUCCAAAAAGGUGCGGUUUUUUUGUGCUUUUGAUUUAUUGAUUGUAUAGAGCUUCCUGACAGUGGAGCUUUUGUAUAAAGGUGCGGUCUUUACCCUCUUGACUUGAUUUUGGUGGGUGUAAAUUGAAUUUAUUGAGUGUCUGGAUAUAAAACCUUAAUUUGCUGAGCGUAGGAGGGAGGGCAAGGGUAGGAAAUGGGGGAAGAUUUCUUGACUAGCUUAAGCAUUGAGAAUUAUCCCCCUUCAACAUUCUUGUCUAUGGAUUCAAUAGCUACCUGUCACGAUGAGUCGGAACGCGACAUGAAUAGGCAGGUUAUUCUUUCCGGGCCACCGGAUAUUAAUCUACCAUUGUCUGUGGAGCCAAGCCCUCCUCCGCAGUCGUGGAACCAUGACACAUUUGAUAUGCUUGAGGUGGGGUUGGGACACCAAGUUAAUGAAUCGGAUAAGCUGAUUGAUUUGCCUAAGAUUGGGAGGAAGUGUGCCGGCAAGAGAUUGGAUAGUGUGUGGGGUGCUUGGUUCUUCUUUAGGUUCUAUUUCAAGCCUGUUUUGAAAGAGAAGUCCAAGUGCAAUGUGGUUUGGGACAACAAUGGUGUUUCGGGUUUUGAUAAAUCUGAUCUUGAACUGGAUGUAUUCCUGGUGCAACAUGAUAUGGAGAAUAUGUAUAUGUGGGUUUUUAAGGAGAGGCCCGAAAAUGCACUAGGUAAGAUGCAGUUAAGAAGCUACAUGAAUGGCCACUCGCGCCAGGGCCAGCGCCCAUUCCCAUUUUGUGCUGAUAAGGGUUUUGUGCGGUCUCACAAAAUGCAGCGGAAGCACUACAGGGGGCUCUCGAAUCCCCAGUGUUUGCACGGGAUAGAGCUGGUUCCAUCGCCCAAUCUCAUGGGCCUCGAUGAUGAGGAACAGAAGAAAUGGGUGGAGCUAACUGGUAGAGAUCUAAACUUUUGCAUCCCGCCUGAGGCAAAAGAGUUUAGUUCGUGGAGGACCCUUCCAAAUACGGAUUUUGAGCUUGAAAGACCAUUUUCUCAACUGAAGAACACUGCACAAUCACACCCGCCUGCGAAGAAGCUGCUUAACGGGUCGGGUUUGAACUUAUCAACUCAACCGUCUAACCAUGUUAAUGGGAACGGGAUUGAUCUCUCGUCUUCUUGCAACAAGAAAAGGAAAGAAAUCUUCACAAAUGGGAAUGAUGAAGACUGCUGCUUGCCUAAUGAUCUCAAUGGGGAUCGACAUCAAGAUGUAGAGUUUCAUCCCGUGGAGCCUCCAUGGUUGAAUGAGUUUACCGGGGUGGUGAGAAACGUAUAUGGCCCUGUUACAGCAGCCAAGACUAUUUAUGAGGACGAGGAAGGAUAUCUGAUUCUAGUUACUCUGCCUUUCACUGAUCCUGAAAGGGUGAAAGUGCACUGGUGGAACAAUCUCACACACGGUGUGGUGAAGAUCUCAUCAGUGAGCACAGCAUGUAUGCCUUUCAUCCAAAGGAACGACCGGACAUUCAAACUCACUGACCCUGCCCCGGAGCACUGUCCACCGGGAGAGUUCAGACGAGAGAUCCCUCUGCCUACACGGAUCCCUGAUGAUGCUAAGCUUGAAGCGUACUUUGACAAUAGUGGAACAGUUCUUGAGAUCAAAGUGCCUAAACAUCGCGUGGGACCAGAGGAACAUGAGGUUCUCGUCUGCCUUCGCCCGCCUAAUGAAUUUGUGUUGUCUUGAAGGGGUUCUCUUAAAAAUACCAUAUUGCAGUAUUGGAUACGCGCAUGGUGUGAUUCGCGUGGAGUGCGUAUGAGAUACGCCACCCGACGAAUCCUGAAAAAACGGAUCACGUAUAGGGUGAGUCCACCUCACUAAUCCGGUUCGUUUUGGAUGCGUUUUGGGUUUCUUUUUUCCUUUGUUUUCUUGUAUUUAUGGUCAUUUGGGAUGGUUUUAACAAUUUUACCUUCUGGGAUCCUUUUGUAAUUUUUUUUUAUACAGUAUCCUAAACUACUCAUGUUAUUUGACUCAAUUGAAAUUUUAUUUUAACUA